Molecule: messenger RNA, 2461 nt
Organism: Zootermopsis nevadensis
Lineage: Eukaryota; Metazoa; Arthropoda; Insecta; Blattodea; Termopsidae
Gene: Sc2
Product: trans-2,3-enoyl-CoA reductase Sc2
Biological process (GO): very long-chain fatty acid biosynthetic process
Molecular function (GO): oxidoreductase activity, acting on the CH-CH group of donors; protein binding
Source: RefSeq, a predicted model, not a curated record
GUUAAUUUAUGCCAGACUACACAAAGCAAUGUUACAGGAGUGAGUUAUCUUCGUGUUGUAAGGUGUUUGGAUGUGGGUAACAGCAUCGACUAGACAGCUAUCUGUAGGUAAAUAGUGAGAACUGCAUUUUACCUUAGUCAGAAUCAUGGAGAUCGAAAUAUUGAGCGCGCAGAGUUCCAAAUCUAUUGGAGUGUUAAAUAAUCUUACUCCAACGACAAAUAUCCGAGAACUUAAGAAGAAGGUUCAGGGGUUGAAGAAAUCUCUGUAUCCGGAUCGACAGGCCCUGCGACUCGAACCGAGAGGCAAAAUUCUGAAAGAUGAUGAAUCGCUUCAGAUUUUGGGAUUGAAAAAUGGCUCAAAGCUGUAUGUGAAGGAUCUUGGACCACAGAUAGGAUGGAAGACGGUUUUCCUUGCAGAAUAUGCAGGGCCGUUGUUUGUUUACCUCUGGAUGUACAGGCGCCCCUGGCUGUUUUACGGGGAUGUCGGCGCAGCAGUUCCUGUGCACUACGUAGUACACAUGGCGGCUGGCUGCUGGACGCUGCAUUAUGCCAAGCGACUUCUGGAGACCCUGUUCGUCCACCGAUUCUCUCACGCAACAAUGCCUAUCUUCAAUCUGUUCAAGAACUGUUCGUACUACUGGCUGUUCACGCUGUAUGUCGCUUAUCACGUCAACCACCCGCUGUACACUGCCCCAGGCCGAGUCCAGGCUUAUGGGAGCCUUGCAGCUUUCUUGCUUUGUGAGUUGGGCAACCUGAGCAUCCACGUGGCCCUGCGGAACCUGCGGCCCCCCGGCACCACGGUGCGCAAGAUUCCAGUGGCGACAUCGAACCCUCUCACGGCCCUGUUCGAUCUGGUGUCGUGCCCCAACUACACGUAUGAAUUUGGCAGCUGGUUGUCCUUCGCCAUCAUGACGCAGUGCUUGCCAGCGGGCCUGUUUGCGUUGGCAGGCAUGUACCAGAUGAGCGUAUGGGCACUUGGCAAGCACAGGGCAUACAAGAAGGACUUCCCUAAGUACCCUCGUAGCCGCAAGGCCAUCGUGCCUUUCGUCCUCUAAGUCAUUCAUCAACUGGGAUCAACCAUCAGAAGAAAUGUGUUCUCUAUUUUCUGAACAGUAAGUUCUCUUUUUGUAUAUUUAGUGUCAGUGGUUGUGGAAUGUAGUUUAUUGCAUUUAGUGUCUGGGCCCGUCGUAAUAGCAGGGCCCAGAUGUCUCAAGGCUGUAUAAUUUUUGUUACCAUAGUCCAAAAUAAAAUAAUGAGUUCUGUUACGAUGAGACUGCACGCUGUAGGAUUUCAGAAUGUCUCGCAGUUUGGUAUAAGAAUCUGCGGUAACAUUUUGUGCGCCAUUGCUAUUUCAAAGUGAUGCUGUUCGAGUUCUGCGGGCAGGAUGUGCGGGGACGGUAGUUCCGUUUCCUUUUGGGAGGGAAACGAGCAAUUUGUCUCGAGGAAAGGAGUUACGAGGAAUAAAUUAUUUUUUAUGUGAAGGUUUGUAACAAUGCCUGCUGUCUGCAUUCAUUUGUGGAAGUGCAUUUUUUAUUGGGACAGUUGCACAAGUUAAACAGAAUUCCUUUAUAUGUUUCGGAGGUGUGAAUCUUUAUGACCGCUCAGUUCUAUGUUCAAAUGUCUGAGGUCUAUUCCUCCAGUGUCCAUUUUAUAGUUAAAAGAAAAAUGUGGUGAAGGAAUACAUUAAACAUUUUAUUGCAUAAACAUUUGGAACUGACCGCUCCACACUGACGUACUCCUUUAGGAAAAAACAAUCACAUGCUUUAUUAUAAAUACUGCUUAGUGGAACCGUUGUGAUGUCCGUUGUGCGUACAGUUUGGCCUUAAUGCCUAAGCUGCACUCCUCCGACCCAUUCUGAGGUUUUCAGAUCUGUUGGUCACGCACCCCACGUAAAUCUGGCGCAGAUAUCAUAAUAGUUUACGUUAGCGCACUGAAAGCUUUGAAGUUCUUUAAAGGUGAAAUAAUUGUCGCUGUGACGGUGGUACAAACUAUAGCAAGUUAAGUUGAAUCAGUCAUUACAUAUUUAGGCAAUAGCUCAAUGACAUUUGAGGGCUAUGAAUUAGUCACGUGCGUGAAAUGCACAUCUUUAUUAUGUAACGGUGGUGAAGAAGCUUGGAACGGGGGUGUUCAUACGUGAAAGAGUUCCUAGCUUCAGUAAACAGUGUACAAAAUUUUUAAAUGUUUUCAGUCUGUAAAAGAAUAUUGCUGCUCUGUCGUCAAAUAUGUGGCCUUUUUUUGCAUAAUAUUUAAAAUGAAUGGAAUAACUCAUUAAAAUAUGGUGACUGGAUUAAACAAUUGAUUUAAGCAAAAGGUUGUUAGGACAUUUAUGCUUGUAAUGUGGAUAGACAAGCUCCAUUAUGGAGCCACACCUCUCAGUGCUAAAAACAUUCCUUGUGUACAGUUAAGAUUGUUAUGACUUGUUUUUGUUAUUUCAGUUUAAUAAACAAUAUUUAUGCCGAGAA